GGAACCAUGAAGCUGUUGGUAGUUUUUCUGUUUUUGGCUGUUGCCACUGCAAAGGAGGAUCCUGAGGUUCCUGAUCAUAUUAUUACCAAUGGAAGUCCCGCCUACGAGGGACAGGCUCCCUAUGUGGUGGGCAUGGCCUUUGGCCAGAGCAACAUCUGGUGCAGUGGCACAAUAAUUGGCGACGCCUGGAUCCUCACCUCCGCCCAGUGCUUGGUGGGCAGUUCCGGGGUGACCAUCUACUUCGGAGCCACCAGGUUGAGUGAGGCGCAGUUCUCGGUUUCGGUGGGCACUGGCAACUAUGUGACGGGAAGCCAGCACUUGGCCCUGGUUCACAUUCCCCGGAUUGGCUUCUCCAAUCGGGUGAAUAAGGUAUCCUUGCCUUCUCUAAGGGACAGAUCCCAGAAAUACGAGAACUGGUGGGCCAGCGUUUGCGGAUGGGGAGUUACCACCUUCAACAAUGGAUUAACCGACUGGCUGCAGUGCGUCGAUCUGCAGAUAAUGUCCAACUCGGAGUGCGUCUCCGUCUUUGGCUCCACCACCGUUUCUGACCAGAUCCUCUGCACUCGAACUCCGAAUGGAAGGUCCACUUGCUUUGGAGAUGCCGGAAGUCCUCUGGUCACCAAGCAGGGAUCUGUUGUGGUGGGUAUUUCCGCCUUCGUGGCCUCCAAUGGCUGCACUUUGGGAUUGCCUGCUGGCUUUGCCAGGAUCACCAGUGCUCUGGACUGGAUUCGCCAAAGGACUGGCAUUUCCUACUAAACUUGGGUCAACUUGUAGCUUAAUUAAAUAAAUAUGACCCUUUUCUGCAUAUUCAA
Molecule: messenger RNA, 812 nt
Organism: Drosophila ficusphila
Lineage: Eukaryota; Metazoa; Arthropoda; Insecta; Diptera; Drosophilidae
Product: serine protease 1
Exons: 1
Coding region: 7-756 (249 amino acids)
Biological process (GO): proteolysis
Molecular function (GO): serine-type endopeptidase activity
Source: RefSeq, a predicted model, not a curated record